AUGAUUAGCAAAACAAGAGCAGCUGAACAAUUAAUGGCUAAAAUGAAGCGAGUUGUUCGAGCUGGUGGACCUGAUCCUAAAUUCAACAAGGAUUUAGUGCAAUUACAAUUAGAAUAUAGAAAUGCGAAUUUUCCCGAUGAAACGUUUCAACGUGCGUUAAAAAAUGCUCAACUGCAACCAGUAAAAACAGCGAAGUUAACUUUACUUGGGCCUUGUGGGUCAGUUUUCAUCAUCGAAUCAGAAGGUUUAUCUCAAAAAAAAUUGCUAGAAUUCCUUACAGCAUCUUUGGAUAAGAUUGGUGAUGGAUUUCAUUUGUCAAAGAACGAUUAUAGCAGAACUUUUGAGGACAAAGGUGUUAUUAUCGUUAGUGCUAUCAAAGCUAAUAAAACAUUAUCAUUAGAUGAGAUGGAAGAAGUCUGUAUAGAAUUGGAUUGUGAUGAUGUGAAUAAAUUUGAAGAAGAUGGAGGAACAUUUUAUGAAUUAAUAUGUGUACGAAAUAAAUUUACUCAAUUAUUGGCUAUCGUUGAGGAACAAGGGUUCAGUAUUAAAUGUUCUACUUUGGAACUACGCGCGAUCAAUCCGGUUAAAAUAGAAAAAAAUGAAACAGAAAAGAUUAUUCGGUUAUAUCAAAUGCUACGGGAAAAUCAGGGUAUCACACAAGUUCACGCUAACAUCAUGCCAAAUUCUAUACCAAUAAGGCCUCUAAAGUUAAAAGCUGCAUUAGAGUGA
This is a messenger RNA of Cercopithifilaria johnstoni, 729 nucleotides long. NCBI's taxonomy places the organism in Eukaryota, Metazoa, Nematoda, Chromadorea, Rhabditida, Onchocercidae. The record is from the annotation of a GenBank genome assembly.